Phytophthora sojae is the source of this 696-nucleotide messenger RNA. RefSeq lists its product as hypothetical. The transcript has a single exon. The record is from RefSeq and is a predicted model, not a curated record. Bases 1 to 696 code for a protein of 231 amino acids. Lineage: Eukaryota; Oomycota; Peronosporomycetes; Peronosporales; Peronosporaceae.
AUGUCGAUCGUUCGUGUGAAUUUCUCGACGGAUGGCUUGCUGCCCGAAGGAUUUGAGUCGAGCGAUUUCCCGCAGAAAAUGAACGACAUCGAGCUCUGCGUCACAAAUUUGCGCGAAAUACCAGGUGAUCUCAACACUAAGUGGCCCCUAGGAGCGAUUAUUCAAGUGGAGUACAGUGAGCUUUCAGCCUUACCGUUGGUGCUAGCUCGACUUCAGCCUUACUAUACGUUUCUGACUGGGAACCCGAUCACGGAGCUGCCUGCUGAGAUUUUUGAGGUUGAAGGCAUGGUCUAUUUGGGCGUUAGCGGGACAAAUAUCCGUGAAUUGCCCCAAAAUGUGACGCAAGUGUUUCCUGAUUUGAUUUACGUCGAGCUAGUUAACACCAGAGUUUCCUUCUUCUGGUCGUGGGUAGACGAACUUGUGGGGCGUGUGGAUGGUCCUGCGACUAUUGUUGCUGGAGGCUCAAUCUGCUGCGACGAUCUGGAAAAGAUUGAAAAUGACAGUAUGGUUGAUACAUUCUCUAGCUCACUUACGCCGGAGUAUUCGACAGUUCUGAUGGAUCGGUCUGACGCAAACCUGCAAGUGAUCGCAGAGAUUGUUCACUGCGACUCCGCUGAAGCACCAUUUUAUCCCCUCGCUUUCGAUGAUGAUGCCAACGCCUUGCAGCCUCCGCCGGCACUACCAAGACACGGAUAA